AUGCGAGCUUUUGACACCGAUCUGGUCUUCAUGUACGCCAAUAUCCGCACCGAUGCCGGCGUGACUUCGGAUCUUAAGACCGUUGCUCGAGAUCUCGCGGAGCUGGGAGACAUGGCCACUGCAUAUGCGAGAAAGGAUGGCGGGCGAAUGUUGACGAUCGGGUAUGAGGGUCUCUCCUGGGCGACGAGAAACACUUGGUCGGCAUCGUGGGAGGUGGUGCGAUUCGCCAAUCGUCCCAACGUGGGACUGAUCAUCGAUGCGUUCAACAUCCUGGCUGUUGAGUUUGCGGAUCCCUAUAACCCAGCCGGGCAUGGCCGCAUCUAUCCCACUCUGGAAGAAUCACUCGAUAUUCUUACCGGGUCACUUAUCUCUCUCGCCCUCACCGUCCCAGGUGAUCGGAUUUAUUUUUUCCAGUGCGGCGACGCCAAACUCGUGGACCCGGCGACGUUCAUUCCACCCAGUGACCCCAUGACCCCGGCUCUCCUCCCCUGGUCGAGGAGCCAUCGGCUUUAUCCUUUGGAACAAUCCCGUGGGGGCUAUAUGCCAGUCGAGCUUGUGGCUGCUGCCGUCCUCGCGACGGGCUACAAAGGACUCAUCUCCCUCGAGGUGUUCAAUCUGUCUUUGAACCAAACCGGAAGCAGCGUCCCAAGUAGCCAUGCUACUUGA
Penicillium canariense is the source of this 666-nucleotide messenger RNA. RefSeq lists its product as uncharacterized. The record is from RefSeq and is a predicted model, not a curated record. The transcript has a single exon. Lineage: Eukaryota; Fungi; Ascomycota; Eurotiomycetes; Eurotiales; Aspergillaceae. Bases 1 to 666 code for a protein of 221 amino acids.